Molecule: messenger RNA, 1875 nt
Organism: Rhinichthys klamathensis goyatoka
Lineage: Eukaryota; Metazoa; Chordata; Actinopteri; Cypriniformes; Leuciscidae
Product: keratin, type II cytoskeletal 8
Exons: 9
Coding region: 292-1596 (434 amino acids)
Biological process (GO): intermediate filament organization; keratinization
Cellular component (GO): keratin filament
Molecular function (GO): structural constituent of skin epidermis
Source: RefSeq, a predicted model, not a curated record
UGUUGUUGACAUGGGCCACAUUAAACAUUUAGAUGCUAUAUGAGAACGGUGACAGUAAGAAAGAGAAACUGAGAGAGUGUGUGUGUUCACUGCCGAUCCGGGAGCUCAGAUAAAGCCAACAGUGUGUCCAAUCUGAAACAGGUUUUCCCACAAUAGGAAGUCUCCACCCCAUCCUGGUUGGACUUUAAAAGCCCAGCCUCUCCACACAGAGAGAGACACCCGUCGUGCUCAGGUCUGCCCAGCUGUUCUCAUCUGAAACAUCAGUUCAGCUUCUCUCGUCACUACCCAACGAUGAGUCUGAGAAACAAACGCAUCAGUUCCAGCAGCUCCGUGAGGAUGGGAGGUUUCGGCUACAGCAGUUUAAGUGGGAUCUCACUGGGAGCAUCUGCUCCAAGUUUCAGCACCAGCUCGGCAUAUUUGGGGCCUCCAAUGGCCAGUGUCUCCGUCAACAAGAGCCUUCUGGCGCCUCUCAACCUGGAGAUCGACCCCAACAUCCAGAUGGUGCGCACUAAAGAGAAGGACCAGAUCAAGUCCCUGAACAACCGCUUCGCCACCUUCAUUGAUAAGGUGCGCUUCCUGGAGCAGCAGAACAAGAUGCUGGAGACCAAGUGGGAGCUGCUGCACAACCAGAGCCCGGGUCGGUCCAACGUCGAGCCCAUGUUUGAGGCGUACAUGGCCAACCUGCGCAGACAGAUGGACGUGGUCAACAACGACAGGACCAAGCUGGACGGAGAGCUGAGGAACAUGCAGGGUCUGGUGGAGGACUUCAAACACAAAUAUGAAGAUGAGAUCAACAAGAGGAACAACCUGGAGAACGACUUUGUGAUUCUGAAAAAGGAUGUAGACUCUGCGUAUCUGGUGAAAGCUGAUUUGGAGGAUAAAGUUGGUGCCCUGACUGAUGAGAUCAACUUCCUGAGGACCCUCUACGAUGAGGAAUUGCGUGAGCUGCAGGCCAGCAUUAAAGACACGUCCGUCGUCGUGCAGAUGGACAACUCGCGAAACCUCAACAUGGAUCAUAUCGUGGCCGAAGUCAAGGCUCAGUACGAGGAUAUCGCAGCCAGGAGCCGUGAAGAGGCCGAAUCCUGGUACAAGUCCAAGUUUGAUCAGAUGUCCUCUCAGGCGAGUCAGUACAACGACGAACUGCGAAACACUAAAGGAGAGAUCGCAGAUAUCAACCGCAUGAUCAGCCGUCUGCAGAGCGAGAUCGAGGUUAUCAAAUCGCAGCGUGCGAACCUGGAGAACCAGAUAGCGGAGGCCGAGGAUCGUGGCGAGAUGAGUGUGAAGGAGGCCAAAGGUCGUAUCAAGGAUUUGGAGGAGGCACUACAGAGAGCCAAGCAGGACAUGGCCCGCCAGCUCCGCGAGUACCAGGAGCUCAUGAAUGUCAAGUUGGCGCUGGACAUCGAGAUCGCCACCUAUAGGAAGCUUCUGGAAGGAGAGGAGGACAGAAUUGGGCAGCAGUCCAUUGUGAACAUCCAGGCUGUUUCCAACUACAGUUCCAAAGGGGCGAAUGGUUUUCAGCAGAACAGCUCUCCAUCACCUAAAAUCCUGAUCAAGACUACUGAAACCCGAAACAGCACCAGAUUCAGCACUCACUGAAGUGUUAACCAUACUCAAAUAUGCUAUACUAUACCUAAGACAGUUAACCUGAAAUAUAGAAGUAGUUUUCUUUUGUCUUUCUGUGAAUCGAGAGUAAUCUGCAAUGAUUUUUUUCUGAAAUAACAAAGACCUUGUGUGUGAUUCAAAUAUAUUAUAAACAUAUAUAUUCAAUAUUAAAAAAACAAAUAGUAAAUGACUAUAUAAUGUGAAAUUGUGGAAUGAUUAAUUCUAUAUAAUUAAAUGCUUUUAUUAUUCAAUGAGAUAAAGCCUGUAAAUGUG